Trichosporon asahii var. asahii CBS 2479 is the source of this 1701-nucleotide messenger RNA. Its product is annotated as RING finger ubiquitin ligase. Bases 1 to 1701 code for a protein of 566 amino acids. The record is from RefSeq and is a predicted model, not a curated record. The transcript has 5 exons. Lineage: Eukaryota; Fungi; Basidiomycota; Tremellomycetes; Trichosporonales; Trichosporonaceae.
AUGCUUAUCCUCACCAUGUUCUUCUUCUUGAUGGGCAACGGGAACUCGCCCCAGAUCAUCAACGACGACGGCACGCCCCGCAUCACAGAACUCGACAUCAUCCGUGAGCAAGUGGACGAGUAUGAGGGAUAUCUAAACGGAACGGGCAAUUGGACCGAGCCUGACCAUCUGAACCACGCCAAGGCUGCGGCGGCUGAGAUGCCGUUCUUCACGAAUAUCACCGGCGGAUACCGACAGGCCGAAGUCGAGGUGAUCGACCUGCUCUCGCCGACGCCAGCGAAGGGGAGCACCUUCUUUGCGCACCAGAGGAUCCCGUCGCUCAACCAGUCGUGGUGGAACGAGACGAACGCGGCGUGGCUGCGCGGCGAGUUUGACUGGAAGGGUGUGAGCCAGUGGGACAUGAACCUGAACGAGCGGCGGGUUGAGGCUGCGACGAACACGACUGCGAGCGGCGUGCCGACCGCCGAGGACUGGAACUGGGUCAAGGGAACCGUCACGCUCUCGGGCACGCAGACGAUAGAGUACGACGUGUUCGGCCUGCACCACGUCCCGAACGGAACAUACGAACUGUACGGCCAGCCGCAGCACACGCGCAUCGACAUUCGCAACAUCCCCCGCCUGUACCCCGAUCACCACAACACGACUGCGCGUCUGAUCAUGGCCGAGCUUAAGAAGGAGCUGCGCUUCCGCGAGCACCAGCUCGUGACUCCGGAUGCCAAGGGCGACGACCCGACCACAACCACCUGCCCGCUCCUGAUGUACAUGAGCGUACCCCCUCUUCCACCAGGUGUGGACCCGAAGGAGGUCGAGGCGUAUCACAAGGAGCUGGCCGAGCCGUCAGGCCUUCUGUGGAGCCUGCCGAAGCCGCCGCAGUACUGGCAGAACAACGGAUUCGGUAUUGUUGCCAUCGCGGACCAGUGUGGCGUCGCCCUCGGUGUGGACAAGGGGCGCGGCGUAGGAGUUGGCGACUUCAACCGCAAGACCAUUAACUCUCCUCGUGCUGUGGCUCCUCGUGCGCCAGAUGGAGAGCACGCGGACGCCGUCAACGCUGGCCAAGAUACGUGGAUCUUCAGCGCGCACUUGGCCAUCGGUAUCUACUCGGACAAUAAGACUUCACUGCCACUGCUUGUGCUGGCAUUCCUCAUUUUCUGCACGGCGUUCGUCUUUGGACCGGCGCCCGAGCGUGCCCCUCAGCGGGACGAGGACGAGGACGAGCCCCGCGGCUUUUUCGCGCGCAUCUCGCACGCCUUCUACACUCACGCUCCUUUACGCUGGAUCGCAGGUAUCGCCGCACUGCUGCUCCUGUUCCAGAUUAUCUUAAUCCCCAACGUCAUCCCCUUCAUCCUCUUCAUCAUGCACAGCACGUGGGUACCGCAGAUCUGGCGAAACGCUCGACGCGGCUCGGCCAAUGCGCUCCAGCAUGGCUUCGUUCUCGGCACAGCGGCCGGACGCCUCGCAUUGCCCCUCUGUGAGUACAGCUCGCAAGCAAACCUCCUUACUAACGACAGACGCCCUUGCAUGCCCGGACAACGUCUUCUUCAUCGACAACGCGCCAUGGAUCUGGCUGCUCGUGCUGUGGCAGGGCGCGCAGAUUCUGCUCCUGUUCGCGCAGGACCGUUUCGGGCCCGCGUUCUUCCUCCCGAAGCGAUUCCAGGCCGAGCCGGGGUACGACUAUCACCCGAUCCUCGCGCCGCGGGAUGA